ACGUAAUAGGAAUCGCUCUUCAAUUUUUGCAAUGGUACUCUAGGGGAGUGAAAGGCAGUCUAAAGCGAACACUAGCGGGUUACGUUUGAAGGAAGCAUCGCGCAUAAAUCUAUCCUUAUCUUCGUUAGGCAAUGUAAUCAGCGCCCUGGUUGACUCUAAAGCAACGCACAUACCUUACAGAAAUUCGAAACUGACUCGUCUCCUUCAGGAUUCAUUAGGAGGAAAUUCAAAAACUGUUAUGUGCGCAAAUAUUGGUCCGGCAGAUUACAAUUAUGACGAAACAAUUUCUACCUUACGCUACGCUAACCAUGCUAAAAACAUCAAGAAUGUAGCUCGUAUUAAUGAAGAUCCAAAGGAUGCAUUGUUAAGGAAAUUCCAGCUAGAAAUAGAACAUCUGCGAAAACUGCUGGAUAACGAUGAUUCAAGUGGCAGUGGUGAAGAAGAAGGGGGUAGUGAAGAGAAUGAUAUUUCUGAUGAGCCGAAAAGACGAAAAUCACGUUUAGAUGAGCGGAUUGAAACUUUAGAAAAGAACAUAGAGUCAAAGAAGAAAGAGUUGACUAAGGAAAGGGGACUUGCAGAGGAGGAGCGAGCAGCACUUUCGAAGGAAUUGGCUGCUAAAGAGGCGGAACUUUCUCAUGCAAGAAAUGAACAUGAGCAAUUGAGAAACAAAUUGAAACAAAUCGAAAGGAAACUAAUUAUUGGUGGAGAAAAUAUGCUUGAGAAGACUGAAAAGCAGGCACGUUUAUUAGAAGAAAGUAAUGCAGAGCUAGAACGAGGACGUUUGAAUGAGACGCACCUUAGACAGGCACUAGCAGAAAAGAAUCAAGAAAGGAUCGAUUUGGAAGAACAGUAUAGCUCACUUACUGAAGAGGCAAAUGGGAAAACCAAAAAGGUUAAAAAAGUUUGGAAUUUAUUGAAUGCUACUAAACGCGAGUUGGCGGAUAUGCAGAGCGAACAUCAAAGGGAAAUGGAAGGAUUAUUGGAUAGCGUGAGGCAAUUAAGAUCAGAGUUACUAUUGCAGUUACUGAUCAUAGAGAAUUAUGUUCCACCCGAAUAUUUGGAAAUGAUUGAAAGAUUUGUUUGGUGGAAUGAGGAAUUAGGAGAAUGGCAGCUGAAAUGUAUCGCUUACACAGGAAACAAUAUGCGGGCACGUCAUCCGUUACCUUCACCACGCUACAAGCCUGAUAAUGCUCAUGGACGAAACCUUUUUUUAUCUUACGCGGAUGAGUUGGGAUCUUCUGUGACUGUUGACCCGAAGGGUUUGAAAGCAAGGCCCAAAUCUAGGAGGAGGUAUACUUAA
Messenger RNA from Enterobius vermicularis (human pinworm), 1300 nucleotides. The record is from the annotation of a GenBank genome assembly. Lineage: Eukaryota; Metazoa; Nematoda; Chromadorea; Rhabditida; Oxyuridae.